Messenger RNA from Macrobrachium nipponense, 3138 nucleotides. RefSeq names its product serine/arginine-rich splicing factor 2-like (gene SC35). Lineage: Eukaryota; Metazoa; Arthropoda; Malacostraca; Decapoda; Palaemonidae. The transcript has 5 exons. The record is from RefSeq and is a predicted model, not a curated record. Gene Ontology annotation, molecular function: RNA binding. The coding region runs from base 133 to 822 and encodes 229 amino acids.
UUUAUACUUCACAUUAGACUGAUAGACCCCAACCUUGAACACCAUCUUGGAACCACUGCGUUCGUCCAGUGCCGACUGUUUUUAAAGUGAUAUUUUCGUGCUGCGUGCGCGCAAACCUUCAAAAUUUCCGACAUGAGCUAUGGCCGUGGACCCCCCGACAUAAAGGGGAUGACUAGUCUUAAGGUAGACAAUUUAACUUACAGAACGACGCCGGAGGAUUUGCGGCGUUCGUUCGAAAAGUAUGGAGAGAUCGGCGACGUCUACAUACCACGCGACAGAUUUUCACGGGAAAGUCGUGGCUUCGCCUUUGUCAGAUAUUAUGAUCGUCGUGAUGCUGAAGAUGCUAUGGAGGCCAUGGAUGGUCGCCGAUUAGAUGGCAGAGAACUUCGUGUUCAGAUGGCAAGAUACGGACGACCAGAAACUCCACCUCAUCGUCGCCGACGCCGACGGUCACGUUCAAGGUCGAGGUCAAGGUCAAGAUCUCGUAGGAGGAGUCGUCGCUCUCGAUCCCGAUCCCGAUCGCGCUCACGUUCUCGAAGGCGUCAUUCAAGAUCAAGGUCUGGUAGCCGUUCAAGGUCUCGAUCACGAUCUAGGUCACGCUCUGGAAGCAAGAGCCGUUCUCGCACUCCUGAGGACCGUGGGUCAAACUCUCCCGAGAAGCAAGACCAGGAGAAUGGUGUAGAUGAUGACAAUGCCAUGGAAGAGGAGCAGUUGGAUCGCUCAAGAUCUCGCUCACGAUCGCGCUCUCGUUCUCGGUCGAAGUCAAGAUCAAAAUCACGCAGCAAAUCACGUUCUAGGUCUCGUUCAAGGUCAAUGGAGUGAAAUGGAAGUGUUAUGAGGCUGCGAAAAGAUAGUGCUAUUACUUGUGGCAUAACACCCUGUCCAGAUAUUUGCAGUCUUGGCAUACUGGGCAGGUACUAACUUUGUCUGACUUUGUUGUAGUAGUCAGGACACAGCUGGUGUUAGCACUGUCUAAUGUUUUUCCCCUUCAUUUUUAGUUUUUAUUUUCUGUUUAGUUUGACAUCUUCCUUAGAUGAAAAUAGACAAGGGGUUUUAUGUUUUCAGUCAUUACAUUUCAGUCAUUUGGAAAAAUUGAUGAUAGAUUUAUGUUCAUCAUUUCCAGGAUGUUGAGAAGCAAAACUGGGUUUGUAUGUAUGUUGCUCACUUUGUGUACUUUCAUUUUUUAAAAAAAUUACUGUUAGGAGCCAAGUUCAAUCUAUGAAGUUUGUUUUAUUUUAAGGCUUAUAUAUACUUAUUCAUAUACUUCAGAAUGUACUGGUACCCUAAAAUGUACCAUAUAUUCUGAUUUUUGUGACAUAGAUUAAGCAUGUUUAAUUUUUGCAGUGUUUAAAGUUGGUUGUAAAAGAAAUAGAAUGCAGCACAUGUUAUUACCCAUUAAAGAAAGCUUUCAGAAUUUUUGUUAUGAUUACAUUAUCCAUGUGCAAAGUAACUUUGUAUGCCUAGGAAAUAAAAUAUUGACAUGGUCACACAGAGACAAGCCUUUCAUAUUCCACAUGCCUGAAGGUUGAUGGUAUGGGAGUAUUUGUGUUUACUACCCUUUUGGUAGCCAUGUGCUGAUGUAUAUUUCUACGCGCACAGGGCGUGGCAGUUGUUGCUGUUGUGUUGCUGUGGAGUAUGGCGGGUUGCUGUAGUGCAGUGUUAUGGCGGGAGCCGAGGCAGAGCCAGUCAGGCAUGCAGCCGUCGGGGGGGCCGCAGGGCGCAGUUCUUGCUCGCAGGGCACCAGAUCACUCCUCCCUACCCUUAACCAUUUCUACACCUGACAUUUUGUAUUCAGUUACUUCAGUCUAUCCUUCUACCCUACUUUUCUUUUCCAUUAUUGGUUCUUCUUGUUUUCAAAGCUUUGUAUUCCAACAUGAUUCUACAAACUUACUCUUCUAUAACUAUUACCCUUGCUACCACAUUUUCUUUCUGUCUUUUUAUUUUGCUUAUUAAUGCACCAGUACGAAGUGCAUAAGUAUAAAAAACAAAACCUUUUAGUUGUCAAUAUUAGGGAAUAUCCUCUGUGCUCAUGUUAGAAUAAUCUUAAUGGACCAAGAUUGGAUAAGGUUUAACAUAACAAAGCUUAAAUUUUCUAUUCUAACUGCUGACUGUGGUGCCCUGUGAUGCUGAGGAGGCGACUGGCAGCUGUGUGCGGUCACCUGACUGGUGAUACGCUACAGCUGUGGUAAUCAGAGUAGAUGCUGGGGACGGGGUUGAUGAAGAGGGAAAAUGCAAUGGGAACACAGCUAAUGGCUCCAUGCAGGCUCUGAAGUGAAAAUUAAUGCGAAGUUUAAUUAUCCCAUUACUAAAUUUGUGGGAUAUCUUCAUGAAAAUACAUAAUUCACCUGAAAUUUUUCCAGAAUAGUAACCUUUGUUCUCCAAGUCUGAUAUUUAUAUUUUUCCCUCCCACGAUGUAUUGUACAUGUACUGAAAUAUAAAUCGAUUGGAUAUCAGCUUUUAAAAUUUGGUUAUCAGUGUUCACGUUUCCAACUUUUUUUUAUGACUCAAAUGCCUGCCCCCUGUGUUGAUAUUUUUCUUGUAUGUAAGCAUUAGUAGGAAGGUGGGUUAGACCUUGUUAAUCUUUCUAUUUCCUUUCAGGUACCUUAUUUCGACUACCAUGGUUUCUUUUGUUUUGGGUGACCAUUAAAAAUUGUGAUUAAAAAUGGUAACUUGGAUGGUUCUCUAUGUAGAGACCUUGAAUGAUGUAUAUUUUUGUAAGGAUGAAUUGAAUAAGUAAAUGUAAUUUUGGAGACAUGGUUUAAUAUAUUUUAUAAUUAAAAUUAGUGCAGUAUUGGUCUUUACCACAAAGACAAAGUAAUGAACAGUCACGGUGUUUUGAUGUAAUAGCGUGAAGUGGAAGUUCCUUGGUAUACUAAGUCUAUAUUGCUUGCAGCCAGUCAACUUCAUAGUGUUGAGUUUGUAAGUGUAUGCUAUUAAAAUUUUAAAGGUACUCGUCAUACACCAUGUAAUAUUGAAAAUUUUUCCAGUUAUGGAAGAUUUUGUUACCACUCUUGCAUAACCAGAUUUUAAAUAAGAUUUGUUCCUCAGUACUGUCAGUGAAUGAUCUCUGUAGCUGCAGCAUAAGCCAUUUUUUAAGGUAAGUACUGUAACUUCAAUAAAAAUCAGGCUUGGAAUAAA